This is a messenger RNA of Fusarium vanettenii 77-13-4, 3321 nucleotides long. RefSeq lists its product as uncharacterized. NCBI's taxonomy places the organism in Eukaryota, Fungi, Ascomycota, Sordariomycetes, Hypocreales, Nectriaceae. Gene Ontology annotation, molecular function: DNA-binding transcription factor activity, RNA polymerase II-specific; RNA polymerase II cis-regulatory region sequence-specific DNA binding; zinc ion binding. The transcript is spliced from 3 exons. The coding region runs from base 1 to 2694 and encodes 897 amino acids. The record is from RefSeq and is a predicted model, not a curated record. Gene Ontology annotation, biological process: negative regulation of transcription by RNA polymerase II; positive regulation of transcription by RNA polymerase II.
AUGUCCAGGACUUAUGCCGUCGCCAGAGGUGGCCUUGCGGGCCCGGCUCUAUUUCCCUUUCUCCAGAAUGGACUCACCGAAUCCGACCAGGGCAUCUACAAGAUGCAGCAAGACGAUCCGCUCGCCACUCAGGUCUGGAAGUUCUUUGCGAGAACCAAGCAGCAGCUGCCCAGCCAGCAUCGCAUGGAGAACUUGACCUGGCGCAUGAUGGCCCUCAGCAUGCGAAAACACCAGCAGGAGCAGCAGAGAAAGGUGGAUGAGGCCGAGGCGCGCAAGAGGAAGAAUAUGGAGGCCAACAAUAGGCUCGCUCGACCCAUGAUGCAGAAUUCUCCCAGCGGCAUUGCUCAGCUGCGAAAGUAUUCCGAGAACAACAUGGCCCAGCCUGACGCCAUGAAUCUCGACGACUUCAUCUUCUCCGACAACGCCGACACUCCCGUCAACUUUUCGUCUCCUCAGGACUCCGAUAGAUUCGAUGACAGGCCCGGAAACUCAAUGGCUUCGGCCAUCCCCAUCAAAUCCCGCAAGGAACUGUCGCACCACUUUGUCCCUCAGUCUGUACCAGCCCAGAACCACCAGACGAACCAAGGCACUGAGUUCAACUACGUGAAUCGCCAUCUUCGCAAGACCAGCAUCGAUGACCGCCGGACUCGAAAGCGCCCCGCUGAUUUCUCACCACAAGUGCCGGCGGCAAACACUACGGCUCAGAAUGAUCUUGAUCUCGACUCUGAGCUGCAUGACUACUCUCUGGAUAACCCUCACCCGGCCGGCAUGGCCCAGCAGCCCGGCAACCCUAGCGUGCCCUUUAACCUCGAUACCUUCAUGGAGAAUGACCCCAUCAUGAACUCGAAUGGAAAUUUCCAGCAGGGUUUCUCAUUCUCUCCCUCUACCUCACCUAUGAUACCCAAUGUUCCUUUCCCUGGCAUGUACCAGAAUUCUUCCGUACCCCCGGCGCCCAUGAGCAACACUGCCGACCUCUACUCGCCGACAGGUUCCGCCUAUCAGUCAACAGCAUCAACACCUCAUCCUAUUCCUGAGCAGGACGGCUUCUACUUCAACAGCCAAGAUGGUCGAUCUCAACGGCCCCAGGCCUUCCAGCAGAGCAUCGGAGGCAUGCUCAGCCAGCAGUUCAUGUACAACGGCACCAACGGAAACAGCGGCAGCACCAUGUUCUCCGCCCCAGGAACUGCGACAGAGUCCAUGUCUGCGUACAGCACUGCUCCCAGCUCUUUUGGACACAUCGACCCAUCUCAGGUGUUCCAGGGUGACCAACCCGUCACUUCACCAACCAUGCAGAUGCAGCAAGACAACAUGUUUUCCUUUGGAGCAGACUCGGAUGACGAAGACAAUGCAUUUGCCGACCGCAAUGUGGCAAUGCAGAAGGAUAUGUCGUCGUCUCUCGAUGAAUCUGGCACCAUGGGCUGGGAUGCCUCGCUCCCUGGACAGUUCAGCACUCAGGCUGCCCGCUUCCCCGGCGGCCCACCCCGCAAGCAGGUGGUUAUUGGAGGAUCAACGACUGAUUAUGUCGAAGCCAAUGGUGAAUGGGAUACAAACGGCCUUGCAAGGUCACAAUCACAGUCAUUCAGGCCAGGAAACCCAAGGAGGCAACCGAAAUUGACGCGGAAUGCCUCAACUCCAGCACAUCUGGCUGGGAAGCAGAAUGGUUUUGAACAACUCGCUCAGUCGAUGCCGAUGUCGCCCAAUGGUGACAGGAACGGAACCAUGUCUGGAUUCUCCUCGGUCGCGCCAAGCCGGCCUUCGUCGCCUCCGGGAUCGAAGCAUGGCUCCACGACGAACCUGCAAGCUGCUGCUGGCAACGGCAACAAUGCUAACGGCGAUGGAAAUGCUCCGACCACGUGCACCAACUGUUUCACUCAGACAACGCCUCUGUGGAGACGAAACCCUGAAGGACAGCCUCUGUGCAACGCUUGUGGACUCUUCCUCAAGUUGCACGGCGUUGUGCGACCAUUGAGUUUGAAGACGGAUGUGAUUAAGAAGAGGAACCGUGGAUCGGGGUCCAAUGUGUCAGUUGGUGGAAGCAGCACAAGGUCCAAGAAGACUGCCAGUGCUGCAGCAUCUCGGAAGAACUCGACCUUGUCCAUGUCGACGAUGGCUGCCAACAGUUCCAAGAACAACGCCACCAGCCAGCCUCCAAAGACCGUGACAACACCGCCUGCUUCUAACCGGCCUCAGAGCAACAAGGAUGUGGAAAGCCCCAGCAGCGGCCCUAACUCGGGCGCCAACACUGCAGGAAGCACUCCAAACAGUCACUUUGGGGCUUCCAACUCAAGCAGCGGCGCUGUGGGCGGCAAGGGUGUCGUUCCUAUUGCAGCAGCUCCGCCCAAGACAAGCCCCGGGCCUGGCGCAUCGUCCAUGUCGGUUUCGAGGCCUUCGACUGUCUCGUCGAAACGACAACGUCGUCACAGCAAGAGUGUUACGGCCGAUGCACCGAUCAGCAUGGACAUCGACAGCCCCGAAUCUACGGGAUCUAUCGAUGCCCCGCGCCCCUUUGGUUCUUCAGCGGGGCUCUCGAGUUUACCUGGUGGCAUGUCAGCAAGUGGUUUCAACCUGAACCAACGGCCUUCAACACUCGGAUCGGGUACAGGGUUGAUCAGCAUGUCAGGUGGACAAAACAACUCGUUGAUUGGAAGCUCGGCCGGUCCUCAAGAAUGGGAGUGGCUUACCAUGAGUCUUUAAUCGCAUCGACCCGGCGAGGCUAUAGUUCUGGCAUCCCAGAUGGUAGUGCCCAUCAUCAUCACUUUCACCCCUGCCAGGGCUGGUCUUUCUGGCAAGGGGCGCGAUGUCGCGAAAUCACUUGACGAUGGAUGUAAUCGAUUUUGUUGGCGUUUGGGAGACGUGGGCGUUUAUUAUUACACGACAACUUGAUACCUCAUCUGGAUACAGGGCAGAUUGCGUCUCUUCUUUGGUUAUAUGUUUAUGGGUCUCUCCAGGGUGCUGCUCCGUCGCCGUCACCACUCGGCACUUUGUUACGAUUCUAUCAGGCUACCUACUCACGACGGCAUGAAAGAACUGGGAAUGGAUCCAUUGUUUUGUCACGAAGACUUGUUUCCAGGGAUGAGUGGCACACUCUUUGGAGAUCCUGACGAUAUGAUAUGUAUGGGUGGCGCGAUUCUUCUGUCUUUUUUGCAGGACUUUAUAGAGAACAAGAACCGGCCAUGUAUGGGCGGACUGGAUGGAUGGAUGGGAUGGGAUGGUCCUUGAAGGCCCGGAUUUGAUGACUUUUUGGACAGCGGCUUGCGAUAGAAUUACCUCUUGACGCUUAUAUGCGUGUCUGGGGCGAGAUAAUAUCAUUGUCACUAUGAU